Populus euphratica (Euphrates poplar) is the source of this 495-nucleotide messenger RNA. RefSeq names its product oleosin 16.4 kDa-like. Gene Ontology annotation, cellular component: monolayer-surrounded lipid storage body; membrane. Gene Ontology annotation, biological process: lipid storage; seed oilbody biogenesis; response to freezing. Bases 1 to 495 code for a protein of 164 amino acids. The transcript has a single exon. Lineage: Eukaryota; Viridiplantae; Streptophyta; Magnoliopsida; Malpighiales; Salicaceae. The record is from RefSeq and is a predicted model, not a curated record.
AUGGCUGACUCUCGCCAACAACAGCAACAGCUGAGACCUGGUGGUCAAGGCACAGCGGGCAUAUUCCUCCCUGGAAUGGAUGCUUCAACUUCCCAGGUUUUAGCUGUUGUGACCUUGUUGCCUGUUGGUGGCACCCUUCUCUUCCUUGCAGGUCUCACUCUUGUAGGGACACUUAUUGGGCUAGCUGUGGAAACGCCACUUUUUUUUAUUUUUAGCCCAGUUUUGGUUCCUGCAGCUCUUUUCAUAGGGCCGGGCGUGCUUGGAUUCUUAAAGUCUGGUGCUUUCGGGGUCACCGCAUUCUCAUCGCUCUCAUGGAUGGCCAGCUAUAUUCGAAGCUUGAUCAGAGGUCCCUUGCAUCAGAAAUUGGAUCAAGCGAAACGGAGGACACGGGAAACAGCAGGACAAGUGGGCCAGAAAGCUAGGGAGACGGGCCAGAUUGUUCAGAGAAAGGCCCGAGAGGUGACAAAGGGUGGUCAAGAGGGUGCGAAGACAUAA